AUGAACUUGGAGGCGGUCCCUGGGGAUAUCCUCGUCCGCGAUGCGUACGCGCAGGAGGAUGUUGCCCCCACCGGAUUGGUAUAGCCAACAUGUUCUGUCCGUGAAGUUGAAAAAGUCACAAGGCACCGCCGACGUAACCUUCGGAGCUACACUGAAAAAUAAGUGUCUCAUGACGCGUUCCAGAUCGGUUACCACACUACAGCAGCAGUACAAUUCACCUUGGGAAUUCUCCAUGACGUGGCUUCAAUGGGGGCUCCUUAGUGCUUGAAGACUUGAUCUCGGCCAAGGGCGAACGAUUGCGUAUAUUAUCCAACAAUGUUUCUUCGUCGUCGUACAUUCCUGGAGCUGAAUUUUCGUAAUCUGCUUGGACAGACACCCCGCACCAUGAUGUGUAGGCAGAUACAUGCAGCUAUAAUGAGCAGACGAUUCAAUUAGUAUGACCUGUAGCGACGUGUUCGCAACUGAAAAGAACUAACGCGUAACUGGUAACUGUGAGAUGUUGCAAAACGAAAUACUCACGAUAACGAAUAUCCACCUCAUGGAACCUCAUGGAAAUUGUGGUGGGCACGAGGGGUCGUCGGGUCGUCUUCAUCUCUACAGCAUGGCAGGGCAGGAGGACUAAGAGCCACGCACAAUACCUCCCAACGCACCAAGACAUGCCGAUAGCGAUCACCAGCAGAGGAAGAAGAUAUGAACUUGAGGAGCGCCAAACUGUCCAGGAAUCUUGUGUGGACCUUACAGGAGUUCCUCCACCAGUACGUGCCAGUCUUUCAAAGAGACCGAACCUGGCUAGUCACCUCCUGGUAAAUGCUGGAGUCUACAGAGCAUCAGCAUCAUGCACUAUCAGAGGUUGGUCCUAUCGACGUCAAGCGAAAGAGUCUAUCAUCAUCAUCAUCAUCAUCAUUGUCGUCGUCGUCAUCGUUAUGAUCAUCCGGCAUGUCCGCACUCUCGUACUGGACCCUCGGUACAAAGAGGCCGACCAGGGGGCACCACUAUCCAUUCGUCCAUCCAUCCGCACUUUCGUGACUGGACCCUCGUUGCAAAGUCGCCCACCAGGGGCGCCACUACAAUCCAUCCAUCCAUCAAGAGAACGACAUCGAUGAUUAUGGCGCAGUGCCGAUUAUGAAAGCACGUCAGUCCUCUACCUAGAUUGCCAUAGUCAUUGUCAGGCUGUCUAGGUAGUCAAUUAUAUAGCCCUGGCCAAUCUCCCUUGUAGCUAAUGGCCAUUCUACGUGGGGCAGAAGAAGAAGAUGAAGGCACGUGUGAUCACGAGCCUCACGUUAAUACAAGGGGAAGAAGAGUACAAGAACUACCUGGACUUACGGCGGGGACUGAUGUUGAGCUGGUUAAGCUGUGUCCACCGUCGACCGAGAGCGACUGCUUCAUUUGGGCAGUAUCAUUCAGGACGUGCUUCAGGGAACCAUACCAAGGAACCAUAUCAAGCAUGAAACCGCUUUUGCCUGCACCAACGCCGGCGAGCGUCCUGGACUUGCUCUACGCCGAUGAGGUUGCACAAGAAUCGGGCAGUGCAGUGCUUGUGAACAAUUUGCUUCUGGUGCUGCUCACGAGCUCCGUGCUGGCGGGUUUUGGCCUCGGCCAAGUGACCCGUCAGUCCGAGGGUCAGUGGACGACAAAACAGAUCAUGUUGGUCGGCCUUCCUGCGGAACUCUUUCUGCGCCUCGCGAGCCUCCUGGUACUGCCGCUAAUCAUGGCUUCAGUGAUAGCGUCGGUCAGCACGAGCGAGCGGUCCUGGUUGGGAAAGCUCGGCCGUAAUUGUGCCCUUUACUUCGUCGUCACAAAGGUCCUCGCUGCGGGCUCUGCCAUUGCAUUCACGGCGCUCAUUAUGCCAGGGAAACCGCUAAUUAGGAUGUCCAAGGAUUCUAUAACUUUGAAGAGGAGGACAGAGGCUUGCGUUGACAUUUUUCUCGAAAUUCUUCGAAAUGCCUUGCCGAUCAACAUUGUCGAGUCUUGCCUCUUCACCGUAACAGUGGUUAACCCCCCAGCCAAUACUUCCAGCAAUGGGACCGAACUCGACAACCUCGCUACUAUACAACGCACCGCACUGACCAACUACUUGGGGCUCGUCGUAUUCUGCAUAAUCGUCGGGGCAGUGCUUAGCACCGUGCCCUUGGAGCAGAGGGUGAUGACUGAUAUCUUCGUCUGCCUCAGCGAAGCUAUGAAAUCACUCACCUACUUCUCUCUAUGGUACUUCCCAAUCGGAAUAUGCUUUAUGAUCACGGUUCAGAUACUUCUCUCCAACGAGUUCUUCAGGCGGCUAGAUGAUAGCCCCGACAGCAUAACGUUGAGGUCCUACAUCUUCACGAUGCUUCUCUGUCAGGGAUUCCACCUGAUGGUCACGUUGCCCCUCAUGCUGUACUUCUUUGGCAAGCGCCGCUAUACGGGUCUCUACGCUAACCUCGGUUUCAUAAUUGUCACUGCGUUCGGCUCCAGUUCCAGCAAUGCUACAGUGCCAAUCACGAUGUUCACCUUGGAGCGGAAGAUGGGCAUGGACCCCAGUAUGGUGGGGAUCGUGUCGUCCAUUGGGUCUUGCGUCAACUUCGACGGCCUUAUUAUUCACAGAAUUGUUACGCUGCUCUACUACGCUCAACAGACCAACAUGGUCCUCUCGCUGAUCGACUAUGUUUACAUCAGCAUGUACGUGGUGCUGAGGAGUCUCCAAGUAGUUGGAAAAGCUGGCGGCCUAGAGGAUCAAGUUAUUUGUGACCUCCUAGUCCUUGGUAUCCCAGCAAAAAGCACAAUGGACGUAUUCAUCACAGAGUGGCUCCUAGAUCGUUGCAUGACUGUGGUAAAUGUCAUGGGUGAUGUAGUCGCAUGCAGCGUCCUUGACAACAGUGUCAUGAAGGGAGAAGAAAAGUGUGUUCUGUGAAGGAUUGAAGCUUGUUUUUUCCUGUGCCGCAAAGUUUAUAAUAGUUUGUACUGGGGGGCAUUGGGACAAACGGCCAACAAGCUUGACAAGGUCCCAAGCCCUUGUGAUAGUGAUGGUCCCCACAAAUACAAGCUGUCCAGUUCAUAGACAUUCCAAACCCAAUCAUGAUUAGAGUAAACUGCAAAUGCUAUCGUUA
Ornithodoros turicata is the source of this 3083-nucleotide messenger RNA. Its product is annotated as excitatory amino acid transporter-like. Lineage: Eukaryota; Metazoa; Arthropoda; Arachnida; Ixodida; Argasidae. Gene Ontology annotation, cellular component: plasma membrane. Gene Ontology annotation, molecular function: neutral L-amino acid transmembrane transporter activity; L-glutamate transmembrane transporter activity; glutamate:sodium symporter activity. Gene Ontology annotation, biological process: L-glutamate transmembrane transport. The transcript has 10 exons. The record is from RefSeq and is a predicted model, not a curated record. Bases 1220 to 2887 code for a protein of 555 amino acids.